This is a messenger RNA of Phytophthora sojae, 1278 nucleotides long. RefSeq lists its product as hypothetical. The coding region runs from base 1 to 1278 and encodes 425 amino acids. Lineage: Eukaryota; Oomycota; Peronosporomycetes; Peronosporales; Peronosporaceae. The transcript has 8 exons. The record is from RefSeq and is a predicted model, not a curated record. Gene Ontology annotation, molecular function: RNA helicase activity; ATP binding; RNA binding.
AUGGACAUCAUUUGCCAGGCCAAGUCGGGUAUGGGAAAGACUGCUGUUUUCGUACUUGCUACGCUGCACCAGAUCGAGCCCGUGGACGGUCAGAUUAGCGUCGUGGUGAUGUGCCACACCCGCGAGCUGGCGUUCCAGAUCGCUCACGAGUAUGAGCGUUUCAGCAAGUACCUUGUGGACGUGAAGACCGGUGUGUUCUACGGAGGCGUGCCUAUUUCGCAGAACCGUGAGGCUCUGAAGAACAACCCGCCCCACAUCCUUGUGGGCACUCCCGGCCGUAUCCUGGGUCUGCUUCGCGAAAAGACCCUGAAGCUGGACAAGGUGAAGCACUUCGUCAUGGAUGAGUGUGACAAGAUGCUCGAAGCCAUCGACAUGCGUCGUGACAUCCAGGAGAUCUUCAAGGCGACGCCGCACGACAAGCAGGUGAUGAUGUUCUCGGCGACUCUGUCGAAGGAAAUCCGCCCCGUGUGUCGCAAGUUCUGCCAGGACCCGAUGGAGAUUUACGUCGACGAUGAGACGAAGCUGACCCUUCACGGUCUGCAGCAGUACUACAUCAAGCUGGAGGAGUCGGAGAAGAACCGCAAGCUGAACGACCUGCUGGAUGCGCUGGAGUUCAACCAGGUGGUGAUCUUCGUCUCCAAGAAGAACCGUGGACGCGAGCUCAACCGCCUGCUGAACGAGUGCAACUUCCCCUCGAUCUGCAUUACGGCCGACCUCUCUCAGGAGGAGCGUAUUAAGCGGUACAAAAGCUUCAAGGACUUCCAGAAGCGUAUCCUGGUGACGACGGACCUUUUCGGCCGUGGUAUGGAUAUUGAGCGUGUCAACAUCGUGGUCAACUACGACUUCCCGAACGACAGCGACCAGUACCUUCACCGCGUGGGCCGUGCCGGUCGUUUCGGUACCAAGGGUCUGUCGAUUAGCUUCAUCUCGUCGGAGGAGGACACGGAGAUGCUUGCUAAGGUGCAGUCUCGUUUCGAGGUCAACAUCCCCGAGCUGCCCGACCAGAUCGACAUCUCCACCACUCCAUUUUCCGCGCCUCCAUCUUCUCCUGCUCGCGUUUCUGACGUCGUUCCUCCUCUGCCGCCAUCUCCUCUUGUCGCUUCACGGUCCCGCGAGCCUUCUUGGGAACGAAGACGGCCUUCGGGAGCGCCCGCACCUGGCUGUUGGCGGUCACGAAGCCGCGGUCCUCCUCGUAGCCAUGUGCGAAGGCUGGGACUUGACCUGCUCGGUACCGCGUCACUUUCUUGGACGGGUCCACCUUGGGCUUCAGUGGCUUGA